UGUCCCACGGCCGGGGCUCCCCUCUGCAGGGCCGCAGCCCCUCUGCCUCCCCGGGGGGCUAUCCACUCAGUGCCACUGAGGUCAAGGACAGGCAGACAGCCCACCAUCUCCUGCUCAAACCGGGAUCAUGACGGUCCCCAAGGAGAUGCCCGAGAAGUGGGCCCGGGCCGGGGCACCCCCCUCGUGGAGCCGAAAGAAGCCCUCUUGGGGGACAGAAGAAGAAAGGAGGGCGAGGGCCAAUGACCGGGAAUACAAUGAGAAAUUCCAGUAUGCGAGUAACUGCAUCCAGACUUCCAAGUACAACAUUCUCACCUUCCUGCCUGUCAACCUCUUUGAGCAGUUUCAGGAAGUUGCCAACACGUACUUCCUGUUCCUUCUCAUCCUGCAGCUGAUCCCCCAGAUCUCUUCCCUGUCCUGGUUCACCACCAUUGUGCCUUUGGUCCUUGUCCUCGCCAUCACAGCUGUCAAAGAUGCCACUGAUGACUAUUUCCGCCAUAAGAGUGAUAACCAGGUGAAUAACCGUCAGUCUCAGGUGCUCAUCAAUGGAAUCCUCCAGCAAGAGCAAUGGAUGAAUGUCUGUGUUGGUGAUAUUAUCAAGCUUGAAAAUAACCAGUUUGUGGCGGCGGACCUCCUCUUGCUGUCCAGCAGUGAGCCCCAUGGGCUGUGUUACAUAGAAACAGCAGAGCUCGACGGAGAGACCAACAUGAAAGUGCGCCAGGCGAUUCCCGUCACCUCGGAACUGGGGGACAUCAGUAAGCUCGCCAAGUUUGACGGCGAAGUGAUCUGUGAACCGCCCAACAACAAGCUGGACAAGUUCAGCGGGGCCCUGUACUGGAAGGAGAACAAGUUCCCCCUGAGCAACCAGAACAUGCUGCUGCGGGGCUGCGUGCUGCGGAACACCGAGUGGUGCUUCGGCCUGGUUAUCUUCGCUGGCCCCGACACCAAGCUGAUGCAGAACAGCGGCAGGACGAAGUUCAAGAGAACGAGCAUCGACCGCCUCAUGAACACCCUGGUGCUGUGGAUUUUUGGAUUCCUGGUCUGCAUGGGAGUGAUCCUGGCCAUUGGCAAUGCCAUCUGGGAGCACGAGGUCGGGAUGCGCUUCCAGGUCUACCUGCCCUGGGACGAGGCGGUGGACAGUGCCUUCUUCUCCGGCUUCCUCUCCUUCUGGUCCUACAUCAUCAUCCUCAACACCGUCGUGCCCAUCUCCCUCUAUGUCAGCGUGGAGGUCAUCCGCCUGGGUCACAGCUACUUCAUCAACUGGGACAAGAAGAUGUUCUGCACGAGGAAGCGGACGCCCGCGGAGGCCCGCACCACCACCCUGAACGAGGAGCUGGGCCAAGUGGAGUACAUCUUCUCGGAUAAGACGGGCACCCUCACGCAGAACAUCAUGGUUUUCAACAAGUGCUCCAUCAGCGGCCGAGGCUACGGUGACGUCUUCGAUGUCCUCGGACAGAAAGCCGAGCUGGGAGAGAGGCCCGAACCCGUUGACUUCUCCUUCAAUCCGCUGGCUGACAAGAAGUUCUUAUUCUGGGACCCCAGCCUUUUGGAGUCUGUCAAAACAGGAGACCCCCCCACACACGAGUUCUUCCGCCUCCUGUCCCUGUGCCACACCGUCAUGUCGGAAGAAAAGAGUGAAGGGGAGCUGUACUACAAAGCCCAGUCCCCAGACGAGGGCGCCCUGGUCACUGCGGCCAGGAACUUUGGCUUUGUUUUCCGCGCUCGGACCCCUAAAACCAUCACUGUCCACGAGCUGGGGGCGGCCGUCACCUACCAGCUGCUGGCCAUCUUGGACUUCAACAACAUCCGCAAGCGCAUGUCCGUCAUAGUGCGGAACCCCAAGGGGAAGAUCCGGCUGUACUGCAAAGGGGCGGACACUAUCCUGCUGGACAGACUGCACCCGUCCAACCAGGAGCUGCUCACCACCACCACUGACCACCUGAAUGAGUAUGCGGGGGAGGGGCUGAGGACCCUGGUGCUGGCCUACAAGGACCUGGAUGAAGACUACUACGAACAGUGGGCUGAGAGACGGCUGCAGGCCAGCCUGGCCCAGGACAGCCGGGAGGACCGGCUGGCCAGCAUCUACGAGGAGGUUGAGAGCAACAUGAUGCUGCUGGGAGCAACGGCCAUUGAGGACAAGCUUCAGCAAGGGGUCCCAGAAACCAUUGCCCUCCUGACGCUGGCCAACAUCAAGAUUUGGGUGCUUACUGGAGACAAGCAAGAGACGGCUGUGAACAUUGGCUAUUCCUGCAAAAUGCUGACGGACGACAUGACGGAGGUGUUCAUCGUCACUGGUCACACCGUCCUGGAAGUUCGGGAGGAGCUCAGGAAAGCCCGGGAAAAGAUGAUGGCCUCAUCCCGCAGCGUCAGCAACGGCUUCGCCUGCCAGGAGAAGCGUCCUUCCGCCAGGCUCACCUGCGUCCUGGAAGCCGUUGCUGGGGAGUUCGCCCUGGUCAUCAACGGCCACAGCCUGGCCCAUGCGCUGGAGGCGGACAUGGAGCUGGAAUUCCUGGAGACUGCGUGUGCCUGCAAGGCCGUCAUCUGCUGCCGGGUCACCCCCUUGCAGAAGGCGCAGGUGGUGGAGUUGGUCAAGAAGCAUAAGAACGCCGUGACUCUGGCCAUCGGGGACGGAGCCAAUGACGUCAGCAUGAUCAAAACCGCCCACAUCGGUGUGGGCAUCAGCGGGCAGGAAGGGAUCCAGGCGGUCCUGGCCUCAGACUACUCCUUCUCCCAGUUCAAGUUCUUGCAGCGCCUCCUGCUGGUGCACGGGCGCUGGUCCUACCUACGCAUGUGCAAGUUCCUCUGCUACUUCUUCUACAAGAACUUUGCUUUCACCAUGGUCCACUUCUGGUUCGGCUUCUUCUGCGGCUUCUCGGCCCAGACGGUGUACGACCAGUAUUUCAUCACCCUGUACAACAUCGUGUACACCUCCCUCCCGGUCCUGGCCAUGGGGGUCUUUGAUCAGGACGUGCCCGAGCAGAGGAGCCUGGAGUACCCAAAGCUGUACGAGCCGGGCCAGCUCAACCUCCUCUUCAACAAGCGGGAGUUCUUCAUCUGCAUCGCCCAGGGCAUCUACACCUCUGUGCUCUUGUUCUUCAUCCCCUACGGCGUGUUUGCCGAGGCCACCCGGGACGACGGCUCCCAGCUGGCCGACUACCAGUCCUUCGCAGUCACCGUGGCCACGUCGCUGGUCAUCGUGGUCAGCAUGCAGAUUGGGCUGGACACAGGCUACUGGACGGCCAUCAACCACUUCUUCAUCUGGGGCAGCCUCGCCGUCUACUUUGCCAUCCUCUUCGCCAUGCACAGCAAGGGGCUCUUCGACAUGUUUCCAAACCAGUUCCGCUUUGUGGGUAACGCCCACAACACCCUGGCCCAGCCCACAGUGUGGCUCACCAUUGCGCUCACCACGGCCGUCUGCAUCCUGCCUGUGCUUGCCUUUCGCUUCCUCAAGCUGAACCUGAAGCCCGAUCUCUCAGACACGGUCCGCUACACCCAGCUGGUGAGGAAGAAACAGAAGGCCCAGCACCGCUGCAUGCGGCGAGUGAGCCGCACGGGCUCGCGCCGCUCCGGCUACGCCUUCUCCCAUCAGGAGGGCUUCGGCGAGCUCAUCAUGUCCGGCAAAAACAUGCGGCUCAGCUCGCUGGCCCUCUCCAGCUUCACCACCCGCUCCAGCUCCAGCUGGAUCGAGAGCCUGCGCCGCAAGAAGAGCGACAGUGCUGGCAGCCCCGGUGGCGGCAGCACCAGCACCAGCGGGGUCGAGAAGCCCCUCAAGGGGUGAAGGCAGGGAGGGGGUGCUGGCCAGCCACCCCCGAGGGAGAGAACUGCCCCCCAGAAUGGCUGGUCCUUAUCGCCUCUGGCUGGGUGGGGGUGCACCCCUCCCUCUGGUAGACUGUCCUGCUGGUCCCACCCGAGUCACAGAGGACCCCCCACCUGCGCUCCCCCCUUGUAAGGCAGAGUACUUAAGCGCAGGGUCUGAGGGCACCGGCCUCCACAGGGGACCAGGUGUGGAACCAAAAACAGAAGGAAAAACUGAGAGGCUGGGCCUGGCCCUGCCCCACAGCCUGCAGGGGGGCUCUGUCGUCUCCGUAUUUUUUUACUCCCACUCCCCAGAGGGGCCCCGGGCCCUACCCCUGAAUUAACCGAGAAUGUAUCAUGCCGGGAAGCCAGAAACCUGUGGGGGGCCACUGGGCCCCUCCGUGCCGCGCGCCUCUCCUUGAUCCGUGUAGCUGUCCGCGUUGUUUUCUCGUGUUGGUAUUUGGUAAGCGGAGGAGGCCAUUCAGGGACCCGGGUGUUGUGGUUGGUGUCUUAGCUGCCCCGGGGAAGAGGAGGAGGAGGCUGCUGCCCCACCGAGGGUGUGGGACAGACAGGCUCUGAGCAGGCCAGGAGGCGCGCACCGAAGUCCUGCUGGUUUGGGACCGGAGCCUGGGUCAGUGCUCGGGGACCCUGUCCUUCUCAGUGACCGGGGUUAGGGGAUUCUCUUUAGGUUAAAUGAAGACUAAAUGAAGAAAUUUAGCAGGCGCUCUCUGAUAGCCCUUUCCUGUAGCUGCGGGGGGAGGGGGGCGAAGCUCUGUCCCCACCCGGGUGGUUCCCAAGUUGUUGGUAGUGCCCUCGAGUUGGUUCUGGCCCCUGACGAUCCUGUGUGCAGUGGACACGCAGCCCAGUCCCGCCCCAUCCUCACCUGUCCUCCGUCUGAGCCCCUGUGUCAGUCCCCCCUAGUUGCUUCCGCAUUGGCCUGGAAGAAGCCUUUCCUGUCUGCUGGAGGGCACUGGCAGGACUGGCUGCAGGACUGGCCCUGUCGAAACCUUUGUGUUGGAUGCGGGGGCCCUGGGGGCCCUGG
Echinops telfairi (small Madagascar hedgehog) is the source of this 4834-nucleotide messenger RNA. It is a transcript of the gene ATP8B2, whose product is annotated as ATPase phospholipid transporting 8B2. Gene Ontology annotation, cellular component: plasma membrane. Gene Ontology annotation, biological process: Golgi organization; phospholipid translocation. Gene Ontology annotation, molecular function: ATPase-coupled intramembrane lipid carrier activity; magnesium ion binding; ATP binding. Bases 128 to 3775 code for a protein of 1215 amino acids. The transcript is spliced from 27 exons. Lineage: Eukaryota; Metazoa; Chordata; Mammalia; Afrosoricida; Tenrecidae. The record is from RefSeq and is a predicted model, not a curated record.